AUGUUAGGGUUUUUUGUACAGGUUCCAACAGGUCCUCUUUUUAUUCGUCUGGGAGGUUCAGUGCUUUUGCCCUGUUAUGUUGAUCAACCCUUACCAAUGAAAAGACUGAGGGUGGAAUGGACAAGAACAGAGUCAAAUAAUCUGGUUCAUCUGUUCAUAUACGGCGAGAGUCGACCAGAAGAACAGCAUCAGGAUUAUUAUGACAGAGCUCACUUCUUUGAUGACUAUGUUAAAGAUGGAAUCUUCUCCCUCCGUCUGGACAACCUGAGAGCUGAAGAUGUUGGGUUUUACAGAUGUAAAGUUUACAGUCAGAAAGAUGUUGGAGAAACUGUGGUUCACAUAAAAGAUGUUGAGCAUUUGAAUAUAGUAUCAGGACCAAACCAUCCAAUUUCUGCGUAUGUGGGUGAGGACGUCACUCUAACCUGCUCUGUGGACUCUCACAUCACACCUGAAAAGAUUGAGGAGAUUUCAUGGAGAAAAAAAGAUAAAGAUGGAGAUAUUCUAGUCCUUGUUUUUCAAAAGGCUAAACCUCUAUCAUCAGAUGAGCGGUACAGAGACAGCGCUGAGUUCUUCACUGCUGAAAUCCCCAAAGGAAACUUCUCUCUCAGACUGAAGAGUGUCAGAACUGAGGAUAAAGGAGUUUACAUGUGUUAUGUUAGGAAUGGACGUGUGUCCGCAAACACAACUGUGACCAUAGAACGACUGAGUUUCUCUACUUUACACAUAACAAUCAUUGUUCUUUGUAUAAUUGCAUCUGGAUCUGCACUGCUGCUCUGGUAUCUCAUCUACUGCAGAUCACAAAAUGAUUCGAUAGGUAAUGAUUAA
Molecule: messenger RNA, 825 nt
Organism: Carassius auratus (goldfish)
Lineage: Eukaryota; Metazoa; Chordata; Actinopteri; Cypriniformes; Cyprinidae
Product: cell surface A33 antigen-like
Exons: 4
Coding region: 1-825 (274 amino acids)
Biological process (GO): immune response; cellular response to lipopolysaccharide; negative regulation of T cell proliferation
Cellular component (GO): external side of plasma membrane
Source: RefSeq, a predicted model, not a curated record